This is a messenger RNA of Xenopus laevis (African clawed frog), 5432 nucleotides long. RefSeq names its product ubiquitin specific peptidase 31 S homeolog (gene usp31.S). Lineage: Eukaryota; Metazoa; Chordata; Amphibia; Anura; Pipidae. Gene Ontology annotation, cellular component: nucleus. Gene Ontology annotation, biological process: protein deubiquitination; ubiquitin-dependent protein catabolic process. The transcript has 16 exons. The record is from RefSeq and is a predicted model, not a curated record. Gene Ontology annotation, molecular function: cysteine-type peptidase activity; cysteine-type deubiquitinase activity. Bases 180 to 3902 code for a protein of 1240 amino acids.
AAUCAAAAUGGCAGAUACGCACGCCGGAGCACGCUUGAGGCUGGCGCUCCCACUGUCACGUGACAGCUAAGCCCCGAUGCACUGUGUGUGCCGCCCGUAGCGCAAUUCAAGGAUAACCCUGCCUCCUCCUCUCUCCCUCUGUCUCCCGGUCGCGGUGGCAGCGGGAAGGGGAUGAACCCAUGUCGCAAGUGUCGGGCUCCCCCGCUGCCCCGGCGGCCGGCGGGAAGGAGAAGAAAAAGGCUUCCCUGGGGAAGAAGCUGUUCUGGCGGCGCGGUGGCUUAGUGAGCCGCUUCUUACGGACCCUCAGCGCUUUAUCUCACCUGAACAGCGAGCAUGAUCAUACCGAGCCCUCCCGGGACAAAGCCGGCUCCCCUGCCCGCGUGGAACCGCCCUCCGCGCCCCUCCUACAGCAGCAACAGCAGAACGAGCGGAGCCGACCCCCCAGCCCUCUGCUCCCCGGACUGUCGGGCCUCAGGAACCACGGGAACACCUGCUUCAUGAACGCCGUGCUGCAAUGUCUCAGCAACACCGACCUGUUCGCUGAGUUCCUGGGCCUGGAGCAAUACAAGGAGGCGGCCGACUCCCCUCCCAACAGCCCCGGCGGAGCUCAGGAUCGCGGGGAGGUGACGGAACAACUGGCCAAGCUUCUGCGCUCCCUCUGGACCCUGGAGUACACCCCGCAGCACAGCCGCCAGUUCAAGGCAAUUGUGUCCAGGAACGCUCUUCAGUAUCAGGGAACCUCCCAGCAUGACGCACAAGAGUUUCUUCUUUGGCUGCUAGACCGCGUGCACGAGGACCUGAACGUAGUGGUCAAACACAAACCUCGGCCCCCUCUGGAAGAGGAUCUGACCGGAGAAGGCCCUCCAUUCCUAUCCAGUGGGACCUUUGUUCAAGAGCUUUUCCAAGCUCAGUACAGGUCUUCCUUGACGUGCCCUCAUUGUCAGAAACAGAGUAACACCUUUGACCCUUUCCUCUGCAUUUCUCUGCCCAUCCCCUUGCCCCACACACGGCCUUUAUAUGUGACAGUGGCUUACCAGGGGAAGUGCUCCCACUGCAUGCGUAUCGGUGUUGCCAUCCCUUUAUCCGGCAAUGUGGGACGGUUAAGGGAAGCCGUAUCACAGGAAACCAAGAUUCCAUUCGAUCAGAUAGUAAUCACCGAAAUGUAUUUCGAUGGGUUCCACCGCUCGUUCUUUGACACAGACGAUUUAGAUACCAUCCAAGAAAGUGACUGCUUAUUUGCCUUUGAGACCCCAGAAGGAAUUUUAAGCCAGAGAGCAAUCUGUGUAAAUAACAACCAAAACUACGUAAGACACGGGACGGAUCAACACAGGCUUUACUCUUCUGGCUCAGUGCGGAAUCCAGCAAAUCGCUGCUCAACCAGUGAUCGAAUAGUGCUGCUUGUGUGUAACAGAGCUUACAGCGGGCAGCAUGGCAAGAGAUUUGGGCAGCCGUUUGUUUUGAACCUUGAGAGGAACAUCACAUGGGACGUACUUCAAAAGGAGAUCCUGGAAAAGAUGCAGUAUUACCUGCGCCCUGCAGCUUGUGUUCAGGUUUGUCCGUUCAGCCUCCGUGUGGUUACCGCUGUAGGGAUUACAUACCUCUUACCUCAGGAAGAAAAACCUCUGUGUCACCCCACGGUGGAAAGGGCUUUAAAAUCCUGUGGUCCUGGUGGAGCAGCUCAUGUGAAGUUGGUGGUGGAAUGGGACCGAGAAACUAAAGAAUAUCUUUUUGGCAACGCGGAGGAGGAAUAUGUGCCAGAUGCGGAGAGUGUGCGACUGCAGCGCGAGAUACAUCACCAGCCUCAGUGCUGCACUCUUGCCCAGUGCAUUCAUCUCUACACCAAAGAGGAGCAGCUGGCUCCUGGUAAUGCCUGGCGCUGCCCUCACUGUAAACAGCUUCAACAGGGCAGCAUUAAACUCAGCCUGUGGACCCUGCCCGAUGUGCUUAUCCUGCAUUUGAAGAGAUUCCGACAGGAUGGUGAUCGGAGGUUAAAACUGCAGAACAUGGUCUGUUUCCCACUCACUGGAUUGGAUAUGACCCCCCAUGUGGUAAAGCGCAGUCAGAGCUCCUGGAGCCUACCUACUCAUUGGUCUCCAUGGAGGCGGCCUUAUAGUUUGGGCCGGGACCCAGAAGAUUUCAUCUAUGAUCUGUACGCAGUGUGCAAUCACCAUGGGACAAUGCAAGGGGGCCACUAUACAGCUUACUGUAAGAACUCUGUAGAUGGCUUGUGGUAUUGCUUUGAUGAUAGCGACGUUCAGCCCUUGGCAGAAGAUGAUGUGUGUGCUCCUACUGCUUACAUCUUGUUCUAUCAGCGCCGGGCAGCCGUCCCAUCAUGGUCGGCAAAUAGCUCUGUUGCAGGUUCUACCAGCUCGUCCCUUUGUGAUCACUGGGUUUCCCGUCUCCCUGGAAGCAGACAGCCCAGUAUAGCUUCUGCGGCCUCAUCUAGGCGCACGUCUCUUGCAUCACUGACCGAAUCCGUGGAACUGACAGGGGAGCGAAGUGAGGAUGAUGGUGGCUUUUCCUCUCGUCCGUUUGUUCGCAGUGUGCAGAGGCAGAGCAUGUCUUGUCGUUCCUCUGUUACCAGCCCCCUUGUUGCAAAUGAGAAUGGAUUCCGGCCAUCUUGGUCCCUGUCUGCAAAACUUCAUCUAAGGGCAGCCACUUCCUGCCGUCAUCCCUCUGACUCUCCCGUCCUUGGAUCGUCCCUCAGCAAGAUCGGGGAGGCAGAUGACAGCGUGUCAACCUCUUGUUUUGGAAGCCUUCGAAAUCUGUCAGGUAGUUUCCAUGAUCACUUUGAGGGUGGAAGGCGAGAGCAUCGAGUACCUGGCCGUGCACCACUUGCAGUAGCAGAAAGCGGAUCACCUGCAGAGACGGUGCCCAAAAAAUCAGCUCCUUCUGAUUCUUUUGGCAAGAGUGCAGCAGAGCUUGUGAGUCAGAACCCACUGCUGGAUCCUCUAGACAAUAAUAACCAUAUUGCCUUUGUGGAUCAGAGUGAUUCUGUCUGCUCCUCCCCAGUUAGGGAGAGCCCCCAGAGUGAUGAAAUGCUAGGUAAAAAGACUGUAGCCAAUAAGAUAACAGAGCAAGAAAAAUUACCACUGGAAACAGAGAAGGCGCAACCAACCACGGGCACGUGUGUUACUAAUGGAAAGCAUGUGCCUAAGACCAAAAAGAGUGAAGUAAAAACACCUGUACGUCGUGCAACAACACAGCCCCGGAAGGAGACUGGUAGAGCACAGGACUCCCCUCUAUCGCCUUCUCAGCAAAGGCAAAAAUCUAUAAAUUCCACAAAUAGUAGCUCCCCAGCCCCUAAAAAACCGACCCCAUCUAGCAGAACCUCUUCAAUGUCGUCAUCUACAAGUAAACAUCGGCUACCAGAAAAGACUCUUAGCCGAGAAGGGUCCAAAGUAAGUCUGGGCUCAGACAAAGCCGGUGCAUCAAAAGCCAGUAGCACUUCUCAGCCUGCACCUCCCAAGGCCACCGAGAGUGCUGCAGAAAGUCGCACUAUUCGGAGUUCUUCUAUGGCCAGCCUCCGCACCCCUCAGAGUGCAACCCGAUCCAGUCUAAAGAGGGACAGCAAAUCUGAGGAAAAAGGACUGAGCUUCUUUAAGUCUGCUUUGAGGCAGAGGGACAGCAGGCGUUCAGCAGAUUUGGGAAAAACAAGCCUUUUAUCAAAGAAGGCCACAGGAACAAAAAGCUCAGGUCAGGAGAAGCCUGAGAGUGCUCCGCCCUCAAAGGCCACUGAGGUGGCUCCAAGUCCAAAAAAACAUUCUGCCUUACCUGCACACAAAACCAAGUCUUCCCCCAAUGAAAAACCAGUUCAGCCAUCUCCCUCUGGGAAAAAGACUGCUGAGAAGUAUCUAAAGAGGUUCCCUUCAACGGCAAAGCCAUCACCCAAAGCUCAGUGACCAUGGGUGCAGGGGCAGCUGUGUGAGCUCCUGGAAGCAAAAGGAAUGCAAAAGAGCUGUCCCUGCGAACAACUGUUGAUUGGAAUGGACACACUUUCAGUUCUCAGCCUUUUUGUACCUUUUUGGGGUUGGGUUAUUCUCCUUGUUAUUUUCUCACCUGUAAUAGCAGCAUGAACGUUACCUGUUGAUGCAUUAAACAGCAAAUCUGCUGGCUGGAGAGGGCCAAGCAAGCCACACCAGCAGAUCAGUAUAUUGUCCAGCAAGUACUUCUAAUGCGGUCAUGCCUGUGUGAGAAAGGGGAACUUUCAUUUCUCUCGCCUACUUAAAUUGCUGCUUUUAUCUUUAUUACCGUCCUUACCAAAGCCCACCCGUGUGUCUGUUAGAAAAGAAUGGCAGGGUGAGGGUUGCAUCCCCUGGCUCCAAUGGAGGAGUCACAAGUUCACAAGUCAAGUUCUAGGUAGAAAGAAAGGAGCUGCUUCUUAACACCGCCUUGGAGGCAAAUUACUAUUGAGACGUCACGUUUCCAACCAUAUCCAAUAUCUUUGUGGCACUUCCCAUCCCAGAAAAUCUCAUAACAUUUCAUCUGAAAUAUCAGUGGGGAUAGGCCUAUGUUUGUGCCAAGCGAAUUUCUCAUUGUAAUCCACUACCUGUCGUGUAAGAGGUGCUGGUCCUUGUUCUAUGAGUUAAUAACCAUCCUGCCUAUGUCCCUGAUUUAACUUAUUUGAUCAUUAGAUGCGGGAUGGCACCUUUAGCUUCUUCAGUUAAGGUUUCUGGUGCGGGAGGCAGUCUGUUAUUGAACCAGAAUCUGUCCAUAGAAUUGUCUCUCUUUAUGAGACUUGAUUAAUGCUCAAUAAUCAAAUGAAUAGCCAGCCAUAUAACAGUUGAUACAAAUCUCUCUGGAACACACACUAAGUGCAGCGCAUCACAUGCGGAUAAGGGUUACAAGGUCCUGUAGUUAAGCACACACUUUAAAGCAAUCCAGCGCUUAACCUUUCAACAUGGCAAUCUAUUUAUAUUGUUAAUUGCCUGCUUCCCGGCCUUGACAUUCUACUAUCCAUCCUUUUCCACCGCAAUUGUAUAGAAACAAUAGGCAUUAUAUUCUACCAUUCCAUGUAUCAUUAACAUUGAGAUCAUAAUAUCUUUAUUGGCUUUGAAGACGUUUUAAAUAAUAUCUGUCCUAUAAGACUUAACGACUCUUGCAUAAUUGCAGACUGGUAAGAUACACUGAGCUGUCGAUAGAAUUACGUGGUUGCCGCUCUCUCGCAUUCUUUAGCCUUUAGUAUUUCCAAUGACGUGACUUUUUGUCCUCAAAAGAGUUCAUAUUUAAUUAAGAAGUUAACAUUCCAAGACAUUUUUCAUUCUCUGCCAGACCUUUAACAAAACCACUCCGCUCGCAGCAUGCGUGCUAGUUUCAGCAUGCGCGCCUAACGACAAGAAAGAAGCAUUAUUUAGGCAUGACGACUGCCUACGAAGAAGUGGCCAAAUUUAACACAAAAAGGUAUUGGUUGUGUCUCACGGGAUCGUUUUUUU